This is a messenger RNA of Penicillium crustosum, 1479 nucleotides long. RefSeq lists its product as uncharacterized. Bases 1 to 1479 code for a protein of 492 amino acids. NCBI's taxonomy places the organism in Eukaryota, Fungi, Ascomycota, Eurotiomycetes, Eurotiales, Aspergillaceae. The transcript has 5 exons. The record is from RefSeq and is a predicted model, not a curated record.
AUGUCGAAACAGCUGCCCUUCAGCACCGUGGAGGUUAAGCCCCAUAAGCGCUUCUCGGCUCGCAACCUGGCAUUGGUAAUAGCCAGUGCUGGUCUGUUGGCCACGAGUUACAAUUUUUCUCACCGUUCGUGGUCGCUCGGGGACCAAAAGCUUCUCGCGUCGGAUCAAAGUGCAUGGAAUGACGCGGACAACCCCGCCCGCGUGAAAACCUUCCAACAAUGUGCAAUCAACAAUCUUCUCGAAACGGGCCUUCCAUUCAUGAAAAAUGUCGCGCCCAUCGCAGUUACAGACUUUGAAGAGCGACGGGAUCGCUUGGCGCAAGCACUGGUCGCCGAGGGAGCCGAUGCAUUUGUGGUGGAACCGGGAUAUACAUUCAAGUACUAUGGCAACGUGAGCCAGCCCGAGUGGGAAGUGUGGGAGCCGGAAGAGCGUCCUUUUCUGAUGGUGAUACACCCAUUCCACGAUGAGGCCACGGGCAACAUCAAGGCUAACACCACCUUCCUCUGUCCGUCUUUUGAGGCCGAACGUGCCCGUCUACUUGGAAUGCCGUUUUCCGAGGAAAUCUCAAUCGUUCUGUGGGAGGAGCACUGGGAUCCGUACACUACUCUCUGGCAAUCAGAUGUAUUCUUGCCCCUCCAUCGGCCAGCACGCCUGAUGGUGGAUGAAGAAAUGCGAGACUUCAUUCAGCGUGGACUUGGAGCUGCGGGAUUUGAAAUAGUCGGUCUACAGGGCCAGGUUGAGGAAGUUCGACAGAUCAAAACCGCUCGAGAGGUUGAAAUUCUACGCGCAGUCAAUACCGGAACCGUCGAGGCGGUGCGACAGAUGAGAAAAUGUCUCUACCCAGGAUUGACUGAAAAUGAAAUAGCUGCUGCCCUCGACGAUGCUCUUCGAGCCGCCGGGUUGGAUCCAUUUUUCGACAUCGUGCUUUUUGAUGAGAAUGCAUCUAACCCGCAUGGUGGAACCAAUGGGUCUAAAGUUUUGGAAGCCGAGACCUUUGUCUUGAUCGAUGUCGGUGCGCAUCUCUAUGGAUACUCGUCGGAUAUUUGCCGCACUUUCUUCCCUCCGUUCUUGCAGAAGCCUUCCAAAGACAAUGUCCUUUCACCACGCAUGAGUGAGAAGCUGAAGGUUUGGGAUAUUGUUUUCGAGGCGCAAACUCGCUCAAUUGAUCAAAUGCGCGAGAAUAUGACAGCGGCCAGUGUAGAUAUUGCUGCACGCGACGUGAUCAGCCAGGCUGGAUAUGGGGAUGCCUUUACGCAUCGCGUGGGACAUGGUAUUGGGAUUAAAGCCCAUGAAAGCCCGUACAUGAACCAGGGGAAUACAGCGAGCUUGUUAAAGACCGGCAUGGCUUUCACGUCGGAGCCUGGAAUCUAUUUGGUGGAUAAAUUCGGGGUGAGACAUGAAGAUGUGCUUCUUGUUCAGGGGGACGGAACCCCCCAGCUUCUCACAGGAACUCGAGCCCGGGGCCCCUGGGAACCAUGA